Messenger RNA from Gongylonema pulchrum, 114 nucleotides. Lineage: Eukaryota; Metazoa; Nematoda; Chromadorea; Rhabditida; Gongylonematidae. The record is from the annotation of a GenBank genome assembly.
AUGGUUGCUGUUGCAUAUGCAUUCUCGUUACUGACCGUUACGCUGAAAUGUCAGGUUUCAAUUCUGGCAGCCCAGCUUUGUUCCUCACUAAAAGAAAAGGAGGAAAGCUGGUAA